AUGACCUUUUCAACCUCCUUUCUCGUGGCAACUUACCUCCUCUCAAUCACCAACUCUGUCCACGCCCAACUCACAGGAUCUGUUGGACCCUUGACUUCCGUCUCAGACAAGGCCGCUGUCAAGACGUGCAAUGUCCUCGACUACGGAGCCAGCUCAGACAACACCACCGACGUGGGACAACCCAUCAUCGACGCCUUUGCUGACUGCGGUAGCGGUGGUCUCAUUUACCUCGAUGGCGUCCUCUACCGCGACUCGUCGCCUUCCUCCCAGUCAUACAUGUUCGAGAUAAGCGGUGGCAGUGACUUUGAGCUCUUCAGUUCAAACGCAACGGGUGCUAUUCAGGGUAGCGGUUAUCUUUAUCACCGUGAUGGUACUUACACGGGUCCCCGGAUGCUGCACAUUUCCGAUGUGUCGGACUGGUCUGUUCAUGACCUGGUGUUGGUUGACUCGCCUAUGUUCCACUUCGUCAUUGACGGCGGCUACAAUGGAGAGGUGUACAAUAUGGCUAUCCGCGGUGCCGACCACGGUGGUCUGGACGGUAUCGAUGUGUAUGGUGACAAUAUGUGGAUUCACGAUAUUAUGGUCACUAACAAGGAUGAAUGUGUCACAACCAAGACCAAAUCCCACAACUUCCUGAUCGAGAACAUCUACUGCAACUCCAGUGGCGGAUGUGCCAUCGGAUCCCUCGGUUCUGGCGCCAACGUCAGCAACAUCGUCUACCGCAAUGUCUACACCUGGGACUCGAACCAGAUGAUGAUGAUCAAGAGCAAUGGUGGCUCGGGCGAUGUAUCCAACGUCGUCUUUGAGAACUUCAUUGGCCACGGAAACGCCUACUCCCUCGACUUCGACAGCUACUGGAGCAGCAUGGAUGCAAUCGACGGUGACGGCAUCUACUACCACAACAUCACAUUCCAGAACUGGACGGGAACCGCCGUCGACGGCGAAACCCGGCCGCCUAUCCGGGUCAUCUGCCCUGAAGACACCCCUUGCACCGAGAUCAGCCUCGUCCAGAUCGACCUCUGGGUUGAGGAAGGUGCUUACGAUGAGUAUGUCUGCAAGAACGCCUACGGAUCCGGCUACUGCCUAGACUCUGCUACUGGCACCACGACUCCCUAUUCUACCACUACUUAUGUCAACUCUGCUCCGACGGGCUACGAGGCUCCCACUAUGACUGAUGAUUUGGCCACUGCUUUCGGCACGUCGGCUUCGAUCCCGAUUCCUACCAUUCCGGCGUCGUUCUUCCCUGGUGUGACGCCGAUUAGUGCCUUGGCUGGGAGCUCUUGA
Molecule: messenger RNA, 1284 nt
Organism: Aspergillus tubingensis
Lineage: Eukaryota; Fungi; Ascomycota; Eurotiomycetes; Eurotiales; Aspergillaceae
Product: rhamnogalacturonase E
Exons: 5
Coding region: 1-1284 (427 amino acids)
Biological process (GO): carbohydrate metabolic process
Molecular function (GO): polygalacturonase activity
Source: RefSeq, a predicted model, not a curated record